Messenger RNA from Helianthus annuus (common sunflower), 1023 nucleotides. Its product is annotated as protein PLANT CADMIUM RESISTANCE 10. The transcript has 4 exons. Lineage: Eukaryota; Viridiplantae; Streptophyta; Magnoliopsida; Asterales; Asteraceae. The coding region runs from base 297 to 884 and encodes 195 amino acids. The record is from RefSeq and is a predicted model, not a curated record.
UUGAACAGUUUUGAAUUACAGUGAUGUUGAAUUUGAAUGAUGAGUGAACUUGAAUUUUGAUUCUAGGGUUUGAAAAUACGGUUGGUUGCUUCAAGGCAUUCUCUGUCUCUGUGUAUGUAGAAACAAAAACUGAAUUUAUCUUGUCCUGUUGCCUUUGGAUAACCAGUGAUGACACAUUCUAAAUCCCAACAUCUUUAUUUACGAUUUCUGAAAGCUACACAAUUCCAUGUUAAGAGUUGUAAUUGGAGAGGAAGAGUCAAACCCUAAAAAGACAGAUCCUGUAUUUGGAUACAACAAUGAAGGAGCAUCGUGGUUACAUACCACCUCCUUACAUUCCCCUUGGACAGUCCGAUCGAGAAGAGUCAGAUCUUGAGAAAAGAAUACUUUCAGAUGUAUCUCCCACAAAGAGUGAACCUGUUAACGAUGCUGCUGAGGCCCCACUUCUGUGGUCCUCUGGAAUAUGUGCUUGUUUUGACGACUUAGAGAGCUGCUGCAUUGGGACGAUAUGCCCUUGCUAUCUUUUUGGAAAGAAUGCCGAGUAUUUAGGAUCCAACACUUUCAUGGGAUCAUGCACAACACAUUUUAUCAUAUGUGGUCUCAUCAACUCCUGCUGCUGUUUGCUAACGGGCGGUCUGCUUCUUGGCUUUCCGGGAUGCUUUGCUGCAUGUUAUGCCUGUGGUUACCGCAAAGCACUGAGGACAAAGUAUAAUCUGCAGGAAGCUCCAUGUGGGGACUUUAUAACACACCUUUGUUGUCAUAUGUGUGCUGUAUGUCAAGAAUACAGGGAAAUUCGUGAAAGGUCUGUGAACAUAAACCCGAACGCAAGCAUGGUAGAAACGACAGCUCCUGAGGUGCAGUCAAUGGAUUUGGCUGUGCACAAAUAAUUGUUUUGGUUUUGAUUUGACAAGAAUGAAGUAAAAUCUGAUACUUAGUAGGUAGAAUAGAAUGCAAAUCAUUCCUAUGUUGUAGGAGCACUUUUUUUAUACAGAAGUUUAUGGAGACUCAGUUUUUCCUUUGGUUAUU